Molecule: messenger RNA, 300 nt
Organism: Oppiella nova
Lineage: Eukaryota; Metazoa; Arthropoda; Arachnida; Sarcoptiformes; Oppiidae
Source: the annotation of a GenBank genome assembly
AUGGACUCGUUGACCGGUGGCUUGUGUUUGCGUUUAGCCAUCGAUGGUCUGCCCGAAGAAGUGGUGAAGUUCAAUUGGUUCACAAAUGCUGUCAUAGAGUGCGCUGAAUGUCAGCCAAAAGUUGUAGUCAACCUUUUGGUAGUCAUCAUCGAUAUGGCCAACAGUCCGACGGUUAUCCGACGGCCCAUAAGCGCCGACUGGGAAUCGGCUAUUAUGAACCCACACACCAAAGUCAUCGCAUUGAGAAGUAUACCAUUGAAUAGUGGAUCACUCGAGUCGAUGACAAUCGGCACGACUUGA